AAUGGUGACGUUGUAAACAAGCGAGCUCCAGUACAUCUCUAUAGCAACAAAGGGCACAUUCCAUGGUGUCGCUUCCCCGGACUUUAUGCAGCCAUAUUGAAUGCCGCACCACAGGAAAACUAUCGCUCAAGAAAACGUUGUAAAAAUGGAUUUUAUGCCCGAAAUGCAACGCUAAUUCAUACUUUCUUUUAAGAGGAACGAAAUGGUUGACUCGAUGGUGGACGCAAUUGCAAGAAAGCCUAAUUUACAGGCGUCGAGGACGCGAUCUUUAACGCAGGGAGACACAGCUACCACGGCGCUCUACCCACACCAUGGACAUGGCUCGCACGUCGAGCUGCCCCCGAUCAAGAGCCACACAAUCGGGGCGGUGAAGAAAACCAACGAAAAUGUCCCCACCGGUUUGCAAGUUACGCAGCUCUUUGAAACGGACGAUAACCACAAUUUUAAAAGGCAAGUGCAAAAUAAAGUGAUAGCGAAUGGUCAUUUAUCACAUGAUGCAAAUGCUUUGCCAGAUGUUAAACGUCCAGCAAGUGAUGGAUCGAAAAAUGGAUCUGCGAAAGGGAGAGCUUUGCCGAUGACACCAGAAGAAAGCAUGAAAUUAUACAUGCACAAACUCACUUCAUAUGAACACCAUGAAAUAUUCAACUAUCCUCAUAUAUAUUUUACUGGACCAAAUGCAAAGAAACGACAAGGUGUGAUAGGUGGAGCGAGCAAUUGUGGAUAUGACGAUGAUCAAGGAUCAUACAUUCAUGUUCAACAUGAUCAUGUCGCAUAUCGAUACGAAGUGUUGAAAAUCCUCGGAAAAGGUAGCUUUGGACAAGUCGUGAAAGUGUAUGAUCACAAAACAAAUCAGCAUAUUGCUGUGAAAAUGGUGCGUAACGAAAAACGCUUCCAUCGUCAGGCCCAGGAAGAAAUUCGAAUCUUAGAACACUUGCGUAAACAAGACAAAGACAAUAACAUGAAUCUCAUUCACAUGUUUGAGAGCUUCUCAUUCCGCAAUCACAUAUGCAUCACAUUUGAACUUCUAAGCAUGAACCUGUAUGAACUCAUUAAGAAAAAUAAGUUCCAGGGUUUCAGUCUGCAACUUGUCAGGAAGUUUGCUCAUUCGCUUCUUCAGUGCCUGGAAGGACUUCACCGAAACAAGAUCAUUCAUUGUGAUCUUAAGCCUGAGAACAUCCUCCUCAAGCAGCAGGGAAGGAGUGGAAUCAAAGUGAUUGAUUUUGGUUCCAGCUGCUAUGAGCAUCAACGAAUCUACACGUACAUCCAGAGCCGUUUCUACAGAGCACCGGAGGUGAUCCUCGGAGGAAAGUAUGGCAUGCCCAUCGACAUGUGGAGCUUAGGCUGCAUCUUGGCCGAGCUUCUCACAGGUUACCCACUGCUGCCUGGUGAAGAUGAGGGUGAUCAGUUAGCCUGCAUGAUUGAAGUCAUGGGCAUGCCCUCCCAAAAUCUCAUUGACACUUCCAAGAGAUCUAAGAACUUCAUCAACUCCAAAGGCCAGCCACGUUACUGUACGGUGACGACACUUCCCGAUGGAACAACGGUACUCAACGGAGGGCGAUCUCGCAGAGGGAAGGUACGUGGUCCACCAGGGAGCAAGGAUCUUGUGAAAGCACUGAAAGGGUGUGAUGACCCGCUCUUCCUGGAUUUCCUGAAGCGGUGUCUCGAAUGGGAUCCAUCAAGUCGUAUGACUCCAAGUCAAGCCCUCCGCCACUCCUGGCUUCGUCGCCGUCUACCAAAGCCACCUGCAGAUGGACAUGCAAACACCACCUCAGCCAAGAAUAAGCGUCAUGGCUCAUCUGCAGUGUCUAAGCUUCCUCCCACUGGUGCAGCUGGUAAAGACAGGCAAGAUGUAUCGCAGCGAACCGUUCUACCAAAAAUAGUAACUUAGUCUUAAACAUGUCCUGCCUGCAGAAGCUGUAGCGGUGAUUCUUCAGCUGUAUGAUAUGAAGAAAUGGAACAACUUGCUUAGGAAGGAAAUGAGCAAGUCAAAUACUAUCCAUAACUUGCUGUGUGUGUUGCCUCAGUGCCACAAAUGGUUUACAGUGUCAUGAUAGGAGUUACAUUUAUGCAUCUGAUCCUUGCAGAUUGUAUUGAAUUUGAUGCCUUACAUGUAUCUCAAUAUGAGCUUUUACAAAUGUAGUUGAACUACCUUUUGUCAGCACAUAAUACAUGUAGUUCUCAAAUGACUUAUUAUUGCUAAGUGAUAGAAUUGGUGCCAAAAUCAAUAGUGUUUAUGAGGUUUUUGGGGGGAGGAAAUCUAUAAAACUCCAAUGAAGCAUUCAAAACCAAACUGCAUUACCUCUUACCAAAAACAAAAUGUGUAGUUUGAUGAUUGUGCAGAAAUGGUAUAGUAUGUCUGUAUGUUAAAUUGGGUAUACACAUACAUUCCAUGUAUUCCAUGUUGAUUUUGCUUUAUAAAUGUCUUACGAUGUGCAAAAUUACACUUUUACAUGAAGCUGCAAAAACUUCAAGAUGGAUUAAAGCAUUCAAAGAGUAUCCGUCCAUGUUAUUGAUUGAACUGUAUGUAAGCUAUUAAACAUACAUGUGAAUCAGCUUUUGAGCUGUGGAUAUAAAUGUUGACACAAUUCACAAACAUUUCUCUUUCUCUAAAAUGGUCUUCUAGCUGUAAUGGUUGCUGUGCAGUGAAAUGUGAAAAAGCUCCGCCCAAAUGACUGUAUUUGAAUUCCAAUUUCAACAAAAAUUUUCUGUGCUUUCCUUCAAAUUUCACUAAUGUGCGUUGUUGAAGUGUAAUCGCCACAACAUACAUGUAGUUUUUUAACUUAACCCAAGACUUUCUUUGGUGAACAGUUUACUUGAUUGCUUCUUUACAUUAUGGGGUGUAACAAACUAUAUUUGAUUCAUGGCUUGUAAACUAGCCAAGGUUGUCUAUACUCACAAUGCCAAUUGAUACUCCGUCUGUGCAUUGAAUGUCAAGCCUCUGAACAAUGUCUGUUUGAUUGCACUUCUCUGCAUCAAUGCAUUUCUAAGCAAAUAGAAAUGAAAGAAA
Messenger RNA from Strongylocentrotus purpuratus (purple sea urchin), 3007 nucleotides. Its product is annotated as dual specificity tyrosine-phosphorylation-regulated kinase 2. Gene Ontology annotation, cellular component: nucleus. Gene Ontology annotation, biological process: peptidyl-threonine phosphorylation; peptidyl-serine phosphorylation. The transcript has a single exon. Gene Ontology annotation, molecular function: ATP binding; protein serine/threonine kinase activity; protein serine/threonine/tyrosine kinase activity. The record is from RefSeq and is a predicted model, not a curated record. NCBI's taxonomy places the organism in Eukaryota, Metazoa, Echinodermata, Echinoidea, Camarodonta, Strongylocentrotidae. Bases 203 to 1888 code for a protein of 561 amino acids.